Messenger RNA from Exserohilum turcica Et28A, 1320 nucleotides. RefSeq lists its product as uncharacterized. Gene Ontology annotation, biological process: 'de novo' pyrimidine nucleobase biosynthetic process; pyrimidine nucleotide biosynthetic process. Gene Ontology annotation, cellular component: cytoplasm. The record is from RefSeq and is a predicted model, not a curated record. Gene Ontology annotation, molecular function: dihydroorotase activity. Bases 38 to 1183 code for a protein of 381 amino acids. The transcript has 3 exons. Lineage: Eukaryota; Fungi; Ascomycota; Dothideomycetes; Pleosporales; Pleosporaceae.
GAGACAUAUUUUCUCAAACAGCCUGCAUUCGGAGACAAUGGAUAUCACGGAGAUACAAGAGAUUGAGCUACCUGGGGCAUUUGACGCUCAUGUGCACUUGCGCGAUGGAGAAAUGUCACAGCUGGUCACACCUACUAUCCGCCAGGGGGGAGUGAAUACCGUUUACGUUAUGCCGAACCUCGUCCCGCCAAUCACGACAGUCCAGCAAUGUCUCGAGUACCGCGAUCGGCUCAGGGCCAUCGAGCCUAAUGUCGAGUACCUCAUGUCGCUGUACCUGCACGAAGACAUCACGCCCGAGGUGAUUCGCGAGGCCAAGAAGGCUGGAAUUACGGGUGUCAAGUCGUAUCCGGCGGGCGUUACUACGAACUCCUCAUCCGGCGUACUAGACUACAAGCUGUUCUACCCAGUCUUCGCGGAAAUGGAACGCCAAAACAUGGUCUUGAACCUCCACGGCGAAGUACCCUCGACACCGGCCCACGCCCCCGUCGAUCCAGCAUCUUCCUCCUCCUCCUCAUCAUCAGCAUCAUCACCAUCUACAAACACCGCAAUCACCAUUCUCAACGCUGAACCAGCAUUCCUACCUACCCUCCUCUCCCUGCACGCCGCCUUCCCCAAUCUGCGCAUUAUCCUCGAGCACUGCAGCACCGCCGCCGCACUCGCCACGGUGCUCUCCUGUGGCCCCUCGGUCGCAGGCACAAUCACCGCACACCAUCUCUCGCUCAUCAUCGACGACUGGGCCGGCGACCCCUUCUGCUUCUGCAAGCCUGUAGCCAAAACGCCCGAGGACCGCGAUGCGCUGCUCCGCGCCGUCGUGCAGAGCAACGGCCGGUUUUUCCUCGGCACCGAUUCCGCGCCCCAUCCGCGCAUCAAGAAGCGUGGCGAGGAUAAAGUGGCGGCCGGUGUGUUUACCCAGCCGUAUGCGCUGGGCUACGUGCUGGAUGCGCUGGAGAAGGGCGUCGAGAGGCGUGUUAUCGCCAAGGAGGAGGUGACGUGGGAGGGCCUCGAGGGCUUCUUUGGCGUCUGGGGGAGACGGUUCUACCAGGUUGAGGCGAACAAGGCCGAGACGGUUGUGCUGAGGAAGGGCGCGGAGACGAUUCUCGAUGUGCUGGCCAAGCAGGGCGGGAGCGUCGACGUGGUGCCGUUUCGGAGGGGACAACAGACUUGGAGUGUGGAGUGGAAGUGAAAAAAACGGAUGGAAUUCUCUGGGGGCGAAUUGUACGGAGAAUGCGUAGAGUGGGAUGACUCGUUUCGAUAUUCCGGCUUUCUACAUAUCUAUCUAUCUAUCUAUCUAUCUAUCCCGAACAUAUAGAUGCAAAUAGC